AUUCAAUCAGUUUCAAUUUCCACCUGCCGAAUACAUUUCCGUUUUACAGUUUAUUUCGGCUGGCGAUUGCCAAAUGCGGCCGGCUGUUUGUAAUUUUUUAAUUUCGACUUGAAUUUCAAAAUUCAAUUAGUUUUCGCCACGCACCCCCAAACCCCCAAACCCACACACACACACACACACAUAUACACACAGACAGGAAGGAACAAAGGCAUAAAACAGUCAGUCCACAGAUCCUGUGAAAUCGAGGGAGGCAGCUGGGUUGGUCCACACCGCAGAUGUCCGCCUGUGUCUGCUCUGGCAUUAUGCCUCCACACUUCCAGAAGCGAACAGAUAUAGACUAGAUGGGCGGAGGAGACGGCAGAUCCAGGGAGAGAUGCAAAUUUUGUGGUCCCGGGCUUUUGGGGGCUGAACAAUUUAAGCCCCAUAACUCAGACCGCAGCGUUGGAGAAAUUAGUUCAGCCCGGGGACUGGCUGCUCCCGCUUAUCGAACGUGGGAAUCAAAGAUUUGAUUUGUGACUAGGCUACAAAAAAAUUGGGAAAGCAGCCUGUGUAAGUCUAGAAGGAUAUUCCAUUUAAGCGCGAUCUGGCUAGAUAAAAAGCAAGAAAUGGUAUUUCAAUACUUAGUAAGCAGUUUUUAAUG
This is a messenger RNA of Drosophila melanogaster (fruit fly), 640 nucleotides long. RefSeq lists its product as uncharacterized. The coding region runs from base 342 to 509 and encodes 55 amino acids. The record is from RefSeq and is marked reviewed. The transcript is spliced from 2 exons. NCBI's taxonomy places the organism in Eukaryota, Metazoa, Arthropoda, Insecta, Diptera, Drosophilidae.